Urocitellus parryii (Arctic ground squirrel) is the source of this 936-nucleotide messenger RNA. RefSeq names its product olfactory receptor 5L1-like. Gene Ontology annotation, cellular component: membrane. Lineage: Eukaryota; Metazoa; Chordata; Mammalia; Rodentia; Sciuridae. Gene Ontology annotation, molecular function: olfactory receptor activity; G protein-coupled receptor activity. Gene Ontology annotation, biological process: G protein-coupled receptor signaling pathway. The record is from RefSeq and is a predicted model, not a curated record.
AUGGUGGGGAAAAACUGCUCCAUCAUGACAGAAUUCAUUCUCCUUGGAUUAUCAGAUGUCCCGGAGUUGAGAGUCCUUCUCCCMCUGAUGUUCCUUCUCAUCUAUGGAGUCACCGUGUUGGCCAACCUGGGCAUGAUUGCCCUGAUUCAGCUGAGCUCCCGACUUGACACGCCCAUGUACUUUUUCCUCAGCCACUUGUCCUUUGUAGAUUUUUGCUAUUCCACAACAAUCGUGCCAAAGAUGUUGGCCAACAUCUUCAGCCAGGACAAAGCCAUCUCUUUCCUAGGGUGCUUCGUGCAAUUCUACUUCUUUUGUACAUGUGUGGUCACUGAGGUCUUUCUCUUGGCAGUUAUGGCUUAUGACCGCUUUUUGGCCAUCUGCAACCCUCUCCUUUAUAUGGUUACCAUGUCUCAGAAGCUUCGUAUGGGCCUUGUUUCCAGUUGCUACCUCUGUGGAAUGGUAUGUUCUCUGAUUCACUUGAGUUUAGCUCUUGAAAUCCCAACCUAUACAUCAAAUGUGGUUGAUCAUUUCUUUUGUGAUCUACCACCUAUCCUUUCUCUUGCUUGCUCUGAUGUGUCUGUUAAUGAACUCAUGGCAUUAAUUGUGCCCACUGUGAAUGAGGUCAUUACCAUCGUGAUCAUCCUCACCUCCUACCUGUUCAUUCUCAUCACCAUYCUGAAGAUGCGCUCUGCAGAAGGGAGGCACAAAGCCUUUUCCACCUGUGCCUCCCACCUCACAGUCUUAGUUGUCUUCCAUGGAACAAUCCUGUUCAUUUAUUGCCAGCCCAGUCUAGGCCACAGUCGGGAUGCUGACAAAGUGGCCACAGUGUUCUACAMUGUAGUGAUCCCCAUGCUGAAUCCCCUGAUCUACAGCCUGAGGAACAAGGAUGUGAAAGAWGCUCUCAAAAAGGUAAUAGGAUCUGGGCUGGGGUUAUAG